This is a messenger RNA of Puccinia triticina, 1719 nucleotides long. RefSeq lists its product as uncharacterized. NCBI's taxonomy places the organism in Eukaryota, Fungi, Basidiomycota, Pucciniomycetes, Pucciniales, Pucciniaceae. The transcript has 10 exons. The coding region runs from base 1 to 1719 and encodes 572 amino acids. The record is from RefSeq and is a predicted model, not a curated record. Gene Ontology annotation, molecular function: nucleic acid binding.
AUGUGUGCAUUACCCCCAGACUACUCUCUCUUCACCGCCAGCAACCAAGCCGACCCGAUCCCCGACCAUCUCAUCUCCCCGGCCUAUUUCUAUCCCCAUGACCGGACGGACUCUCCUCCGGCGCCUGAGAGCGUGGACCAGGAGGGUAAUUUUGACUCAAGCUCGCUCGAGCUCCGUCUCAAGCAAGACCCUUUUCAGCGGCCAGGAGCUGGCGACUCAAGAAGACAACCGGAAUCACUAAUAAGCAGCCAUGACAAAAAUAAUAAGAUUUUGAUACCGGAGAGUGAUCUAGAUUCAUACUCCUUAUAUGAGGAUCGAGCGCCCUGGACGAGCCAAUUGGCCCUCGAAAGUCUGGACCAUCUGCCCUCAGUCCGAAACCCGCAAGAGGACUUUUACCAGGACCUUGACCAACUUGGGAUCCUAGAUUACCUGCGUUCCGACCAGGAUUUCCCCGCGGGUCCCGAGCAGCAAUUCGACCAGCUAGGCUUAGACUGGCUGGAGCUGCAAGCCGAUCGCCAGAAGCCCGGCUCGGCGAGUCUUGCCCGGCCGAGGGUGGACGACGACAAGCUGUUUGGGUACAGCCCCUCUCGGGAGAUCGAGAACCACGGAGUCCUGCUGGCCUGUUCGUCCUGUGGAGUCACCAAGCCCCACUUCGAGCUUUCUCGCCUGUGGCCGUGCUGCCAUCCCCAUUGUAACACCUGCAUCAACACCCUCAUCAACGCCUCCUGUAACGACCCGCCUCCGCCCCAGAUGGUCUGCUUCUUCUGCAGCCAACAUGUCCACGGCUUCGACCCCCCGAGCGCCUUCGUGAACGCCCACAAUACGCGCUUCGAUCAUCUCCCAUCCCUUGGGAACCCGAAGUUUCUUAGCAAUGGCUUGGACAGAUUCGAGUAUGUUAACUUUGCGUCGCCACCGAGCGACCAAUCGGGAUUUUGUACCGGCUCGUUCAGCUCCGUAUGGAGCCCGAACCCUACCAGUCACGAAGGCGAUAAGCUCGCAUCGGCGUUGAUGUCCGACGACUCCAUCCCUCUCCAAGGCGCCCCUGGAGACUCGUGUCCCUGGCCAGUCAUUCGAGUCGAUAACAUUUCUUGGAGUCUUACGGUCGCUGAUAUCGUCGCUUGGCUGCCCGGAGGGCUCGACUGUCUUCCCCCACCCGAGCUCUGCCCAUUGCCCAUCCACAUUCUCUGCACACCGACGGAUGGGAAGACUUUGAACCACUGCUUCAUCGAAGCCCGCAACCUCACCGCCGCCCAUUUCGUUGUCCGACAUCGCCACGGGACGAAGAUCGGAAACCGGCCAUGCUCGGUCGUCUUGACCUCUUCUGCAGAGCUGCAUUCCAAGAUACUGGGGAUCAAAGAGAACGAAACAUCACAUGAGAUUAUGAAGACAGUCAGGUUGAUACUCAAACUCUGUGCGCCCCAUUCAACCAGUUCGAUCAAGUCUCCAGAGCGGCCGUUUUAUCAUCUGAUGUCGCUCCUCUCGCAUUGCGCACAUCUUUCAGAGGGGGGCACGAAAGCUGAGGACUCGAAGGACAUUGAGGUGGUCGAGAAGUGGACCAACAUCCAUCAGAUCGCGAUCGAAAGCCUGUUCGGGUGGAAAAUCAAAAAUUGCGAAGCCCUCAACAUCUUGCAUCUCAUGGUGAAUGUCGCGAUCUCCUCUUCAUUGAUUGACAAACCAACUCUGUUCCGCUUUUUAUCCCACGUGGAAGUCUUCGGCUAG